AAGAUGUAUAUAUAAAUAAAUACAUUAAUCCAACUACUAUAUACCAUUUCCAACCUCACAAUCAUAUCUAAUAAAUUCCAAAUCCUUGCAAGAUAACAGCAAAAACCCACAAAAGCAAAAGCCAUAAGCUAAAGGGACCCUCAAAAAGUUGCCAAACUAAUCACUUUUUUGAGUUUCAUCAAAAAAAAAAAAAAAAAAAUAAAAAAAAAAAUGGAAGAAGAUGGGGAAGAAGAAGUGACACCGUUCUGGGUCCAGAGCGCCACCAAUGUCCGCCGCGGCGACCGUCUCCGCCGCAGCGCCGCCUCCGUCUUCUUCAGCUCAGGGCUAGUGGUUUUCCUCCUCUUGGUAACAGCUUUUUUUUUCUUGGUGUUUGUUCUUCCUUCAACAAUUUCAUUUAGUGCUCAGAUCUUUAAGCCAAACAGUGUCAAGAAAAGCUGGGAUUCUUUGAACAUACUUCUUGUUUUGGUCGCCGUGGUGUUUGGUUUCCUCAGCAGAAACAAAAACGACGAGAAUUAUCCGUAUAAUUACGAUGAAUUCGGAGCUUCCCAAAAAUCGAAAAAAUCGGAAAAAUCGAAUCUUGCAGCUUCUUCGAACCAGCAGCAAUGGUAUGAACAGUUGGAGCAGAAGAAUUCGGUGCUGAGAAGAAACAGCAACUCGUACCCGGAUCUGCGUGAGGUUUCGUCCGUACAAUGGUCUUACGGAGAUUACCAGAGGAGAUACUACGAUGAUGACGAUGUUCGUUUUGAUUCGGGUAGGGUUUCGGAUCCGGGUCGGAUCCACCGCCGCCACCGGAGCUUGGAAGGAGUUGAUCAUUUGAUACUGAGAGCACCGCCUCGGAGUAGGACUGUUUUCGUUGAUACAUUGCUGACCAAAUCUGUGGUUGCGGAAAAAUUUCCGCCGGCGACUCCACCGCCGCCGUCGCCUGCGGCGGCGGCGGCGGUAUAUUCUCUGCCGGAGCUUGAAGAGGGUGAAGAAGAGGGUAGGAAUGAAAGUGUACCACCUAGAAACGAAAGAUCAAGCCGGAAACUUGAAAAAGGUUUAGAACCAUUGAAUGCCGGUACGGCGGCGAAGCCACGUCUGCCGGCGGCGGCGGCGGAUUCAGCUCAGUUUCUGGAAAAUGGAAAGCGAACCCAUGAAAGAGGAGCACGGAAAAAGGACAGAUUAAAUCGGAAACAGAUUAAAGAUACUGAACCCACAAAUCCCAUUUCCACACCAUCUGAACCUCCGCCCCCUCCUCCUCCGCCGCCACCCCCGCCGCCGCCGGAGCAAAAGAGUAGCAAAAGUGAGAAGAAAAGAGGCGGUGCAACUGGAAGUGCAACUAAAGAUUUCUUGAACUCUCUUUACCAGAACAAGAACAAGAAGAAGAAGAAGCAACGGCAAAAGAGCGUCGACAAUUUGGAUUCUCUAAUCCACGAAGCUCAACCUCCACUAAGCUUCCACCUUCCCCCACCAUCUCCACCGCCACCGCCGCCGCCACCUCCUCCUCCACCGCCCUCGGUCUUUCAAAAUCUCUUCUCAUCCAAGAAACACAAAAGAAAGAGAACCAUAACCGUCACAAUCCAACCCGAGUCUCCCCUCGCCCCAUCAACCUCCACCACCACCACCACCACUCGAAAACCGCCAAAACCCGCAAAAACAAACACCUCCGAAAAACUAGACGAAAUCUCAAACAGCGGGGGCGAAUCCCCCCUCAACCGCAUUCCACCCCCUCCUCCACCACCCCCUCCAUCAUUCUACAAAACCCCGGCAUGGAAGUUCGUGGUGCAAGGUGAUUACGUCAGGAUCAACAGCAGCACAAGCUCGAGGAGUGGCUCCCCCGAUUUCGACGACGUGGAUUCUGACGUCACACCCUCGUCCGUGGACCCCACCGAAGUGAGCCCGUUCCAUCCUUCGCCGUUGUUCUGCCCUAGCCCGGAUGUUGACACGAAAGCUGAGAGCUUUAUCACUAAUUUCCGGGCUAAAUUGAAGCUUGAAAAGAUUCAUUCGAUGAAACGAGAAGUGGGAUUGUCUAGCCUAGGACCGGGUCCUGGAUCAAGUCAGAAUUAGUAUUCUUUUUUUUUUUUAACAAAGAUCGUUUUUUUAUUUCUUUUUAUUAACCUCAUUUUUUUUCCGAUAGUAUUGCUUCAUUGAUGGGAAGAACAGUUAUGGUGAUCCAUAGUGUCGUGAUUUGGUUUUUGUGUUCGAGUUUUUACGUUGCUGUAAUAAAACUGAAGACCAGAUUUCUUACAAGCUGUGUCGCUCUUUUACACCACCCUGUUUCGCUCUCAUGUCGAUAAUCGAUUAUCUUGGUCAAAAACUCAAAUUUUAUCUGUUUGGUGUCGUAUAAUUCAAGAUUUUUUCUCUGUU
Molecule: messenger RNA, 2346 nt
Organism: Erythranthe guttata (spotted monkey flower)
Lineage: Eukaryota; Viridiplantae; Streptophyta; Magnoliopsida; Lamiales; Phrymaceae
Source: RefSeq, a predicted model, not a curated record